GAUCCAUUGCCAUUGGACACCGAACCUUGGAAUUUCCAAACUUAAUUCGUUUACUUCUUUAUACUAUAUACGUGGUCUCAUGGGAAUAUCAGAUGGCAAGACUCUUCUCUUCUAGCUGACAACAGGAAUCAUAGUUACAAAAACGUAUUAACUUGAUGGAAAAACAAAUCAUGUCUCUCCCUUCGGCAAACAUAAAGGCGCAACAGUCUUCAAUUCGGAAUUUCUUCCAGCCCAAAUCGCCAACUUACGCUCCACCCCCCGCAGCGUUUCGAACACAAGCUGCUGCCACUCCUCCCGCACCACUUCCGCCAGCAGCUACAACGACUGAACAAAAUGGGCCACCACCGCCAAUAUCUUCACCAAGACCGUCCUCCCUCCACCCACAAGCGACAAUAUCCCCCAUCCUACCCGAACACAUCCCCGCCCUCCGCCGCAUAACCGCCCUACUCCUCCCAGUCAACUACCCAGACUCCUUCUACGCGCGGCUCUCCGACCCCCUCUCCUCCGGCGCCUUCAGCCGCGUACUCCUCUGGACCGACGACAAUUCAACCGCCGCGCCAAAAGUAAUAGGGGGUCUAGUCUGCCGUCCCGAACCCUCUCCUUUCCACCCAACCUCCCGCAAACCCAACGAGCCCACAAGUCCCGGCGCUCAACCCAAUGCGCUGUACAUCCAAUCCCUAGUCCUACUCUCUCCAUACCGCCGCUUAGGUCUCGCAGCAGCAUUAUUGGAUGAAGUCGCAGCACUAGCAGCAGCAAGCCCGUUCGCAUGUAGCGACGUGUAUGCACAUGUGUGGACUGAUAACGCGGAUGGACUGCGCUGGUAUCUAGCGCGCGGGUUCGCGAAGCAUGGCGGUGCGGUGCCGGGGUAUUAUUUCAAGUUGCGGCCGGAUAGUGCGUGGAUUGUAAGGCGGCAGAUCGAUCCCAACUCCUCCACCGCUACCACCGCUACCGACCUCAACGGUAUAGCUUCAACGACUUCUAUACCCCCAAGCACAACGGCAGCAGCAGCGAAUCUCCCCACACCACCGGUCUUAGCGACUACGAGCACGGCUCCGCCGCCUAGGAGUAAUGGACCCUCACCACUGUCUCCUCUUCGCAGUCCGGGGAUGUCGUUCCAGAACGCGCGGCCGGAGACUGAGUGGAAUGAUCUACCGGCUGAUAUGCAUGCGGGUGUAUUGGGAGGAGGUCCGCCUAGUGGUGCGAGUUCGCGGAGUAGUAGCUCUGCGCCGCGGAAGAAGAGGGAUCGGGCUUACCCGGCUGCGGCAUUUGGGAAGUAAGGGUUGAGUGCGUAGGCGCCUGAGAACAUCGAGAGUACGAAAAAUUCGAAUCCUGAGAUACGGAAACGAGACGAUACGGCAAGGCAAGGCAAAGGAGCCGGGAUUAUAUGUAAAUAUUUACGGGUAUGGUUUGGAUCGCCAUUAUACGGAGGAAUUAAGUAGAGCUAAGUCGUAGUAUGUCUAUAGAGCUGAUAGUAUUAUCAUAGAUGGGAGGGAAGCCUGGUGGUCCAGUGAUAAUGAAUAAUUAGACAAAACAACAUUAUUUUAUCAUAUAUAAAGUUUUCUUUUAUUGAACA
Messenger RNA from Hypoxylon trugodes, 1573 nucleotides. RefSeq lists its product as uncharacterized. Lineage: Eukaryota; Fungi; Ascomycota; Sordariomycetes; Xylariales; Hypoxylaceae. The transcript has a single exon. The record is from RefSeq and is a predicted model, not a curated record. Gene Ontology annotation, biological process: mitotic sister chromatid cohesion. Gene Ontology annotation, molecular function: acyltransferase activity, transferring groups other than amino-acyl groups. Bases 156 to 1277 code for a protein of 373 amino acids. Gene Ontology annotation, cellular component: NatA complex.